CCGGGCUGGCCGCCAUGGCGGCGCUGGCAGAGUCUGGCUCCGAGGCCGCCCCGGGCGCUCGGUUCUUCUGUACAGCCGGCCGCGGCCUGGAGCCGUUCCUGAUCCGGGAGGUGCGCGCGCGGCUGGAGGCCACGCAGGUUGAAUAUAUUUCAGGAAAAGUCUUUUUCACCACUUAUUCAGAUUUGACCACGAUGAAGAAGUUAAAGUCGGCGGAAAGACUGUUUCUGUUGAUUAAGAAGCAGCUUCCAUUUUCAGCCUCCUCUCUAAGGAAAGGAAAAGUACUUAAUGAAAUGCAAAGACUUAUCAGUGAUAAUCCAGGAAGCUGGCUGAAUGCCAUUUCACUUUGGAAAAACCUUCUUGAACAUGAUGCAGAAAAGGAAAAUCCUUCUCAAAGGGAUGCAAACCCACUAAAAAGAAAAGUGGGGAGAAAUGAAAUCACCAUUGCUAAGAAACUAAAAGUAGAUGAGAUGCAAAUGGGUGAAGAGAAUCAUGGGGAAAGCCAGCCGGAAAAGGGAAGAGAAGACUCACCAGAGCCGGAGUCUAAUGGUUGGAAAGGAAAACAAGAACCAGAGAUCCAGAGUACCAUGGACAAAGCAUUUGAUACUCAGAACCAGGAGGACUUGACUUUCAGGGUUUCCUGUCGCUGUAGUGGAAGUGUUGCAAAGGCCUUCACUGCACAGGAGGUAGGAAGAGUAAUUGGAAUUGCUCUUAUGAAGCAGUUUGGAUGGAAAGCAGAUUUGAGAAAUCCAAAUUUAGAGAUCUUUGUACAUCUAAGUGACAUUUACUCACUGGUGGGGAUUCCUAUGUUCAGAGUUCCUUUAGCCAGCAGAACUUACAUCCAGACAGCUGGGCUGCGGUCAACCAUAGCGUGGGCCAUGGCAUCUACUGCAGAAAUUAAGGCCGGCGCGUUUGUUUUAGAUCCAAUGUGUGGACUUGGAACGAUACUUGUGGAAGCUGCCAAAGAAUGGCCAGAUGUGUACUAUGUGGGUGCUGAUGUCAGCGACUCCCAGUUACUUGGAGCAUGUGAUAAUCUGAAUGCUGCAGGCCUGAAGGAUAGGAUUGAGUUACUGAAAGUCUCUGUUACAGAAUUACCAUGGCCUUCAGAAAGCGUUGAUAUUAUUAUUUCUGACAUUCCAUUUGGGAAAAAAUUCAAGUUAGGAAAAGACAUCAAAAGCAUUCUCCAAGAAAUGGAAAGAGUGUUGCAUGUUGGUGGAACCAUGGUAUUGUUGCUCAGUGAAGCUCACCACAGGUGCCUCAGAAGCCUCGGAGAUGGCAGCAUCCCUCUUAGUUCUGAGGGCAGCCACACCACUGACCUUGAAAUGAAGACGUUCUUGAAUCCUGACAAAGCAACUGACUCACCAGAGGCAGUGUCGUCUACACAUGAAGCAGGGACUCAGCCAUGUGCAGACAAAAUGUCACCCUUUGGUUCAUUGGUGCCAGUGGAAUGCUUCAGAGUUAGCCUCGGAAAAACAGAUGCAUUCAUAUGUAAAUAUAAGAAGGCACAGGCUUCAGGACUGCCUCUGACUGGAUGCGGUGAGCCCAGUGCACAUCCUGCGCCUUCAUCUGCCAUACGGGAAUCACCCUGUCUCCAGAAUUCCUUAAGCCCCAGAGCCCCAGGGGAGCAGCCUCUGAGGACAGGCAUGUCUAGGAACACCCUUCUGAGAGUCCCUGCUUUAUACUCUCCAGUGCUCAGUGUUCUUGACAGAGACCAAGGUGGGUGUGUUAGGAAGACUCCAGUUUUGUGUUGGUUAGUAUGAAAACUAUUUCACCCCAGAAAUCCAACUUAGAAAUGAAGAAACCCUUUUAUAUAACUUUUUUAUAUAUUGAACUUGAUUUUUUUUAACCUAUAAUUUGCUUCUCUGUUGGAAUGAAAAUUAUUUUUAUUUUCCAUACAUUUUAUAUGACUCAUAUUUUAUAAAACAUCAGAGUAAGGACAAUAUGAAUUAAUCUGGAAUCCUUCAGAAAAUGAAGUUUGCUUUUUUAAGAUUUUUAUUUUAUGUGUAUGUGUGAGUCCCUGCAUCUUGAAUGUGAAUCACAUUCAUGCCUGGUGCCCACUGAUGUAGGCCAGAAGAGGGUGCUGGAUCCCCUGGAAUUGUAAUUACUGGUGAUUGUGGCCCAUCAUAUAGGUGCUGGGAACUGAACCCAAGUCCUCUGCAAGAGCAGCACGUACUCUUAACCUCUAAGCCAUGUCCCCAGCUCCUGAAAUUUGGUUUUUAAGAAGCAUUAAUAAAUUCCCCCUACCCUCCUUUGUAGAAAUUCAGUUCUUGUGUUUGCUAGCUGAGAAAGAAAAAUAGGAAGAUGAUGAACACAUUUUCUUACUUGGUCUUUUUUUCAGUACCCUGAUAAAUAACUCAACUUUUGGCAAGUUUGAUAACAUUUGAACAACCUUCCUAUGUUUAGGAAUUUCCCACUUUGUGAUUCUUAUCUCCUCCACAAGUUGCCUUCUAAGCAGGGCAUGGUAUUUAUUCUGUGUGAAGGUACAUUGACUAGUGUAAGCUGUAACAAAGUGGUCUUUGCCAGAAUGUUCCUGUCCCAAAGUUUCAGCUAUGCUCCAGGCUAGAGAGCAUCUAGUUUGGCUCUAUGGCCAUACAGCAUACUACGGACCUACUGGAUACCAAGGCACAUCGUAUUGGCUCAGUGUAGGCUCAGUCUGUCAUGGCAGGGAAGGUGUGGUGGCAGGUCACAUCAUGUCCAGACUCAGGAAGUAGAAAGCAGUGUGUGCUCGUGUUCAGCUGGCUUUCUAUUUCCAUUCAGUCCAGGUCCCCAGCCCUUGAAAUGGUGCCAGCCUACACUUGGGACGGGUCUUCCCACCUCAAUUAACCUCAUGGAGAAACUCCCCCACAGAGAAGCCUAAGGGUUUGUUUUUGUGGUGAUUAUAAAUCCCAUCAAGAUGACAAGAUUAAUCAUCAUCACAGCACUGGUUUAAGCUUGAGGCACAUCGAUGACCCAGAGACCCUGCCCUCAUUGAAUUUGAACAUUCAGUAGGGGAGAAAGACAAGAACAACAGACGCUUUAUUUGCUACAUUAGAAAGUGAUAUCUGAGGGGAUGGGAAAGCAGGGUAAAGUGGUUGUGGAGGACAGGAGGCUGGAUUUUACAUUUGUGUGUGUGUGUGUGUGUGUGUGUGUGUGUGUGUGUGUGUUUGCAUAUGUGGUGACUUAUGUGUGCACAUGCAUAUAGAGGCCCAAAUCUGAUGCUGGGAAUCUUCUCAGACUCUCCACCUUUACUCUUUUUGAAGCAGCCUCCAUCAAACCCAGAGCUUCGCCAUUAUAGCUAGUCUGACUAACCAACUUGCUCUAGGGAUCCUCAGUCUCCACUUUCUAGGACUGGAAUUACAGACACGCUGCUGUGCCCACCCAGUGUUUACGUAGAUUCUGGAGAUCCGAACUCUGGUCAUUGCUUCUAUAGCAAGCCCUUUAAGCACUGAGCCAUCUCUCCAGCCUCUAUUUUACAUUUUUAAAUAGACUAGGUCUCACUGAAAUUGUGAGAUUUGAGUAAAUAUUUAAAGGAGAUAGAGGGAUAUUCCAGACCGAAGAAAUAGCUAGGGCCUCUGCAAGAGGCAGGAGAGUGCCUGUCGUGUUUGACGAACAGCAGAGGAUAAAGGCACCUGGAGCAGAGUGACUGGACACCAGGUUGCUGGAGGACUGUUGGGGGCAUGGGCUAAAUCAGACAAGGGAGAGCGCCACAGCUGGCUUUUAUACGAAAGGAGUUCUCACCAGGUAACAAUAACAUUUUAAAGAGCUCUCUGUUAACUGUGUGGCAAAUUGUUUAUAGGCAGGAAAUGGUCGGAAGUAGAAAAAUUGCUUAUGUGGGUUUUUGUUUGUUUUGGGGUUCUUUGUAGUUUCUGUUUGAGAAGGUAGCCUGGGCUUACCUCCAACAGGUGAGGCUCCUGCAUCUCCAGAAUGCUGAGAUAACUAGUAAGCACCUGGCUAGCUAGGAGGUUUGGGUGUAAUUCAAGAAGAAAAAAAAAAAAAAAAAAA
Nannospalax galili (Upper Galilee mountains blind mole rat) is the source of this 3978-nucleotide messenger RNA. RefSeq names its product THUMP domain containing 2 (gene Thumpd2). Gene Ontology annotation, biological process: tRNA methylation. The record is from RefSeq and is a predicted model, not a curated record. NCBI's taxonomy places the organism in Eukaryota, Metazoa, Chordata, Mammalia, Rodentia, Spalacidae. Gene Ontology annotation, molecular function: tRNA (guanine) methyltransferase activity; RNA binding.